AAAAUACUUUCUGAAUGUCAGUGUCAAUUGUCAAAGAUAAAUUCAUAUUAAUAAUUUGUGUUUUGAAAAAAAUAAAUAAAAUGAACGAAUUAAUGAAACUAUGCCAAGGCAAAAGAAUGGCCGCUAUGAAAAAAUUGAAACAGGAGCGCAAUAACAGAAUGCGAAAUCAGUUGCCAGUUUUGUCCCGUGAAGAAGUUAUCAGGUAUCACCUUCCACCUCAUGAGGCACUUAUAAGGGCAAUCGACCAAGACGGUUACAAACACACAGCAGAAUACAUGAAACAACUGAUCGAUUAUCAAGAAUACGUGAGAAAUUUCUAUGGCCCAGAUACCAAUAUUUGGCUCAGACCCAGACUCAUCCAUAAUAUGGAUAUUCUUUAUCACUUGAGAGAUGGUCUUGCUACUGCCGAAAAAGCUCAUUUGGCUGACAAUAUUUCCAAUGAAGCUAAAGAGAUCCUGAAACUUGCGGUGGAGUAUGCUACUGGUGAAGAAGAUUGGUGGUGGCUUGGACAUCAACUUUUAGAUCAAGCAAUAAACAUCUGCAAAGACUACAAGAAAGAUGGGGGAAUGUACCAUUCUAUAGCAAGAUAUGCCCUUGGAAAAUUUCUUCUAGAGAAGAUUACAGAUGUGGAUGCUGCUCUAGAACAUCUGAAUAUCGCACGUAGUAUAUCCGUGGGAAAUCCCUGGAGUGCGAAAGGCAUCUACAAGUCACACCAAAAUACAGUCUUCACGGAGGUCUCUAUUCUGCUCUACAAGGUUAUUUUGAAUCAAGCAAGGAAAUGCAUGAAAAGUGACACCCACCUGGCCAUCAAGCUCUGUAAAACAGCCAGAAAAGCCGCUUUGGAUGGUUGUCACUAUGCUGGCGAGACUGAAGCCUAUAUUACCGAAGGUCAAUGUGAGCAGUUGAUUCAUGAUACCCAGAGUGCGAUCUCGUCUUUCCAAAAAGCCCUUUCCAUCCAGAGUGUCCACGAAGAACCCCGCUGGAAAUGUGAAGCUAUGUCUCAUCUAGCUAUAGCAUAUCUAAAGCACGGAAUCCUAUCUUCGGCACUUGAAAUGCUCCACGAUUUGAAGACCUACGCGAUGAAAAAUCAGCUCACCUAUUAUGUGGCACAGUCUUAUAAGUACCUUGGGGAGUAUUACCUCAGAGAAGGAACUCCACAAAGUUCUACACCGCUUCUGAGGAUUGCUUUGAAAUUGUUCAACGAAAGCAACCAUAUCAGCGAAGCAGAAAGUACUAGAAACUAUGCUGCCAUUUCAAUUGGAAUCGAGCUGAUCAACCCUUACAUCGAACUAGUGGUGUCUUGCAACGACAGUAAUCCCGAUUACGAUAUCCUCAUGAAGAAGCUCAUAGACUGGAAAGACUCCAGGGUGACCUUCUGGAGCGACGUGAAAGGAGAGAUAAGCUUUGGCAGACUCGACGAAGUUUCCAGUACUGAAGAGAGUGGCAGCGGUUUCUUGAUGGACGCUGAAGAAAACGUUGAAAGAGUGAACAAAGAAUUGCUGUUGUCCGUACAGACCCUGGUGGGAAGUCAAGAAUCUUUCCGAGUUAGUGACAGCCGAAGGACCAGUAAAUCCAGGGAAUCUGUCAAAGAACGCGUUAAGGAAAUCAAUGAGGAUAUAAUAAUUAGUGAGGAAGGGACUGUUGUAGAGGCUGCAGUAGAAAAGAAGGUGGACUCAAGAAGGGGCACUACUGAGAGUACCGAAGACAAGAAACUUAUUACACUACACGUUGCAGAAAACUUUGAAGAUGACUGAAAUUGGAAGUAAUUGAUAAUUAUCAAUUACAAACAUAAGUUUAUGUGGGUGAUGAUAACUUUCUUUAUAUGUUUCUUUUAUAUACAUUAUUGUUCUGUGUUAUAAUAAAUGUAUCUUGUUA
Molecule: messenger RNA, 1875 nt
Organism: Harmonia axyridis
Lineage: Eukaryota; Metazoa; Arthropoda; Insecta; Coleoptera; Coccinellidae
Exons: 8
Coding region: 15-1754 (579 amino acids)
Molecular function (GO): protein binding
Source: RefSeq, a predicted model, not a curated record